Siniperca chuatsi (mandarin fish) is the source of this 7310-nucleotide messenger RNA. It is a transcript of the gene nr3c1, whose product is annotated as nuclear receptor subfamily 3, group C, member 1 (glucocorticoid receptor). NCBI's taxonomy places the organism in Eukaryota, Metazoa, Chordata, Actinopteri, Centrarchiformes, Sinipercidae. Gene Ontology annotation, molecular function: zinc ion binding; sequence-specific DNA binding; nuclear glucocorticoid receptor activity. The record is from RefSeq and is a predicted model, not a curated record. Gene Ontology annotation, biological process: regulation of DNA-templated transcription; nuclear receptor-mediated glucocorticoid signaling pathway. The transcript has 9 exons. Bases 312 to 2672 code for a protein of 786 amino acids. Gene Ontology annotation, cellular component: nucleus.
UGUAUGUUUUUCCUGGAGGUUAGCGCCUACUUUCCUAAUGGCUAGCUGCGAAUCACCGUAGCUCAGCCAGUUAAACGCAGUUUGCAUGGCAGUGUACAGCUAGGUCGAACUGCAAGACUGAAAACUCAUUAAACACACUCAGCUUGGCGUGUUUCAGUCGUUUUAUCAAGCCAUGUAGGUAGGAUACGACGCGUGAAGAGUAACAUUUACAAACAUUGAGUCAGUGUUGCGUGUUGUUGACUGCCACUUUCAACCAAAACAAUGUUGACAGACGACCUGUGGACACAUACCUACGAUCAGUCAUUUCAAGGAUGGAUGAAGGAGGAGUGAAGAAGAUAACAUAUAGAAGAGAUGACCAUUUAAGCAAAUUGGUCUACACAGAAAGCCCUGAGGAGGGAGGUCUGUUGAAAGUGGCUCCUCACAGUGCCAUGUCCGUCACCUCUGCCACCCCUGUCAUUCUACCAUCCAGCCCGUUGAUGCAGCCAGGACAGGUGCCUAACGGCCUCAGCAAUAGCCCCCUUCCAGAGGAGCUCACCUCCACCUCUAUCACUGCCAUUGUAGGCCCCUUGUUGGAAGACCCAGAGCCCAGGGGCCUGACCAAAGAUCAGAGGCCUCAGCAGCAGUUUGUCCAGACACAGACUUCCACUACGUUUGGCCGUCAAACCUUGAGGGAAAAUUUGGCCCAGUUGGAGGCCAGUAUAGCAGACAUUACACAGUCCUCCAUGGAUUCACUUAUUGGAGGAUCACAUCCUAACUUCUUUCACAUGAAAACAGAGGAUUUCUCCAUGGAUAAAGGAGACCAGGACCCCAUUGACCUCGAUCGUGCCUUUGAGCACACUGGGAAAGAUGUGGACGUGAACCAGAAAUUGUUCAGUGACAACACUCUGGACCUGCUCCAAGACUUUGAGCUCACUGGGUCCCCCUCAGAUAUUUAUUUAGGGGAUGAUGCCUUCCUGUCCUCUCUGGCAGACGAGUCUCUGCUUGGGGAUGUUAGCUCAGACAGGGACAUAAAGCCCUCCAUGGUUGAGAGCAUUAACGGCAGUGAGGCAGUCUCUGUGGCUCUCAAUGGCAGCAAUAUGACAAGUCCAGAUCAGUCCAGCCCUAGCAUAUCCACCACUACCUCCUUAACCCCUACAACCACUAUGUCUACAUUGGUGAAGAAAGAAAAAGAUGCUGGCUUCAUUCAGCUCUGCACCCAAGGUGUGAUCAAACAGGAGAAGACGUCUGCAGGCCAGAGUCAUUGCCAAUUGAGUGGCACGUCCUCCACAGACAUGUCCAACUCUAACCCCAUCUCCAUCUGUGGGGUCAGCACUUCAGGAGGACAAAGCUUCCACUUUGGAGUCAACCCCAGCAGCAAUGAAACUCAGCAGCAGAACGAUCAGAAGCCAGUGUCCAACCUGUAUCUCCCAUUAACGACCAUUGGUGGGCCCUGGAACAGAGGCCAGGGUGUUGGGGACAACUUGGCAAUGCACAGGCCCAGUGAGGCUUUCUCAAGUUCUCACUCUUACCCCACCAGCUUUGCCAGUGCUAUCUCCAGACAGGAAGGUGUCACCGCUACAUCCUCGGCACAGGGAAAGAGUGGGACUCAUAAAAUCUGCCUGGUGUGCUCUGACGAGGCUUCAGGCUGCCACUACGGCGUUCUCACCUGUGGCAGCUGCAAGGUCUUCUUUAAGAGAGCAGUGGAAGGGCAGCAUAAUUACCUGUGUGCUGGGAGGAACGACUGCAUAAUAGACAAGAUCAGGAGGAAGAACUGCCCGGCCUGCCGCUUCCGCAAGUGUCUAAUGGCAGGCAUGAACCUGGAAGCGCGCAAAACCAAGAAGUUGAACCGCUUAAAAGGCGUCCAGCCGAGCAACCCGCCCGAGCUGACUCCUUCUCCGCCACUUGAGGCUCGAUCCCUUGUACCCAAGUGCAUGCCUCAACUCGUUCCCACCAUGCUGUCCCUGCUGAAGGCCAUCGAGCCAGACACCAUCUACGCCGGCUACGACAGCACCCUGCCUGACACCUCCACCCGCCUCAUGACCACCCUCAACAGGCUGGGUGGCCGACAGGUCAUCUCUGCUGUCAAGUGGGCCAAGGCUCUGCCAGGUUUCAGGAACUUGCACCUGGAUGACCAGAUGACUCUGCUGCAGUGCUCCUGGCUCUUCCUCAUGUCUUUCGGUCUGGGCUGGAGGUCUUACCAGCAGUGCAAUGGCAACAUGCUCUGCUUUGCACCAGACCUCGUCAUCAACGAGGAGCGGAUGAAGCUGCCCUACAUGACCGACCAGUGUGAGCAGAUGCUGAAGAUUUCCAGCGAGUUUGUCCGGCUGCAGGUUUCCCACGACGAGUAUUUGUGCAUGAAGGUCCUGCUGUUGCUCAGCACAGUGCCAAAGGACGGCUUGAAGAGCCAGGCGGUGUUCGACGAUAUUCGGAUGUCGUACAUUAAGGAGCUGGGGAAAGCCAUCGUGAAGCGCGAAGAGAACUCCAGCCAGAACUGGCAGCGUUUCUAUCAGCUCACCAAGCUGCUCGACUCCAUGCACGAGAUGGUCGGUGGACUGCUCAGCUUCUGCUUCUACACCUUUGUGAAUAAAUCUCUGAGUGUGGAGUUCCCGGAGAUGUUGGCAGAGAUCAUCAGCAACCAGUUACCAAAAUUCAAGGCCGGGAGCGUCAAACCUCUCCUCUUCCACCAGAGAUGACUUUGCCCGUAACAGACACAAUGCCUUAAAAUUCCACCAUAUCAUCACCCCCCCCACACACACACACACACACACACACACACACACACACACACACAACACCCCGCCCACCCCCACCCCCACCCUGAGGAGCGACGAUAAAAGGACCCGAGGAUCCGAGGCGAGGAGUGACUGAUGUUUUUGGGAACAAGUAUGCAACUUUGUGUAGUGGCUUACGGGUCUGGAGGGAGAGAGCGGAGAGACUAGAGAUGUUAGUGUAGAAACCAGACAGCUAGGGCAGAGGUUUCGUUUUGUUGAGAAGUAUUGUACAAGUAGGAAGUGUUUGUAAGAUAAAAGAUAAUCACAAAGACAAGUAGGCUAACCAUCCAUGUUGUCUCAGGUUUCUUACCUUCAAAUACAGAACGAUACCUAAAAUAGAUAAAACAAAUAUCUAUGUACAGGUUCUGAUAGUAUUUUCUACAUUUUCAAAUUGUAACAGUUUAUACAAUUUUCCAGGUCGUCGUUACCUGGGAAGGUAACAAAGCUUAAUUAAUAACAUGCUCUUAAGUAGGCUUUUAGACUGUAUGUUCCUGUUUAAGUUUUUAUAGGAGGUUGUAACAAAAUGUUUAUCAGUCACAUGGGAAAAAAACUGUUUUGCAGUCAUUUAAAAAGCAUAUUUCAUUGCUUUAAUUGAUACUUUGGACGUUUGAACAAUUCUGUUGGAUUGUUGAUCGACGUGCACCAUUCAAAGGAUGAUUUCUCCCACAAGCCGACCUCUUCCAGGUUUACACACAUCUGUUAUAAAAGGGAAAAAAAUAUGUGCCUUUUUAGCUUCAAAUAUCAUCUUAGCCAUUUCUUCCGACCUGUCCAAGGCAUGCUUCUCUUUAACCCAUCGUGGUCUACCUUCAUCAUACGUUGAUUGUACUUUUUAUGUUACAUGCAGUUGCAAGUCUUCCUUUUUUUUCAAUGGCUUUAGAAGUGGCAGCUGAGUCCAUUCUCCGUGUGUAGAAAUGAUCCUUAUCAUUACGAAAGAAUAUUCAAAGCCCGCACACUCAACUCCUCCAAGUGCGAUUCGAGUACUUUGUACCCUGCUAAAGGCUUUAAAAGACUGAAGAAAGACUGUUAUGCUGUGCCAGUCUUUAAUAUAGGACUUUAGAUGGAAGUUAACCUUUUCUGUUAGGAAAUAGUCCAAUGUUUAUUUUAGCCCCCACUCCUGCCCCAAUAGUCUAAUAAUGGAAUGUGAUAGAUACCUGCGUCUACCAAUCAGAGAAGAUGGGGCAUAUUUUAUUGUGUUUGCAAGAUUGUCAUUUUUAAUUAAUCAGGAAAACUAAUUUGUAAGUUCUAACAUGGCUCAAACUGGUUGGAAGAUAAUAGCCCUUAAUUUAUUUUUAGUCUGUUUUGUAAAACCGACAAACAGGCAGUCAUGAUUCUGCCACUGAUGAUCCUUCUUUGACAGUAAAUCCAUGCUCUCAAUUAGCAUCUAAUUUGCAUGAUUAAUUAUUGAAAGCCUUUGCAUUUUUGCUUUGCUGUAUUUGUUAAAGGAAUAGUUUAAUAUUUUGGGAAACAUGCUUUCUUGCCGAGAGUUAGAUGAAGAAGAUUGAUACCACUCGCAUGUCUGUAUGCUAAAUAUGUAGCUGGAGUCAGUAGCCAGUUAGCUUAGCUUAGCAUAAAGACUGGAAACUGGGGGUAAAAAGCUAGCCUGGCUCAUGCUAAAGGUAACACAACCUGCUUACUAUCACCUCUGCAGCUCAGCAAUACACAUAUCUUGUUUGUUUAAUGAACACAAAAACUUUAGAACAACAAUUCUGUGUUUUACGGGGAUCAUGUGUCUGACUAUUUCGUAGCCAGGACCAGUUGCCAGGCAACCAGCGGAGACUCCAGGAAGUUACUGGUCCCUUAACGCUAAGCUAACUGGCUUCUGGUUGUAGCCUCAUAUUUAGCGUACAGACGUGAGAGUGGCAUCAGUUUUCUCAUCUAACUCAACAAGAAAGUAAAGAAGAGGAUUUCUCAAAAUGGCAAAGUAUUCCUUUUAAAAUGAACGGUUUGUAUGAUAGACAGCUUGUGUAUACAGCACUUUGGAUCAGGCAUUGGCAGAUUCAUCACCCUUUAAACCUCCCACAGCUGCUGAAAACCUUUGACCCCUUCUGUUUAACCCUUCUGCUCCUCAGAGGGAAAACCAGAAAAUAUGAUCCAGUUGCACCAAAAUCUGUGAAUAAAAUUGUGUUUUUGUACAGUAAUCAGUGAGGCCCGGCCCUCAAACACUCCGCUCUGGCGGCGUCUUAUCAUUUUUCCAACCUAAUUCUUGUCUCAUUUGUGGUCUGAUAAACAGUAAAUUCAUCAAAUUCAGGUUAAAAACAACAACGCAUUUGGUUUUUGCAAACGGAAAUGAUGUAGAGCGCGGAAGUGCGAUACGGUCAGUGGUCACUCAAGACGCAUUAUAAUGCCAGGUGUGAACUGCCAUACUUGGAGCUGUCCAUUUGUGAUCGGGUCACUCAAGAUGCAUGUUAAUCCCAGGUGUAAACCGGGCCUAUGUGGCUUUAGUACAUUUGCAUGUUUGUUUGUCUGUUAGGUGGUCAAGCCCCAAUGUUUGAAAGCACUGUCGACUCAGAGUCACAGUGAAAGUGCAGCGUCACUGACUGGGGAGGCAGGAAAAAUCAAUCCUUUAUUCUCUGGGAACUAUUUCAGUGCCAAACUCCCAUUUUGUCUGUUUUCAGUGAUGCUGAAAGCGGGUCAGUGUUUGUAUCAGAAGAGGAAACAAGUCUCAGUAUUUAAGCGUAUAAAUGUAUACAAAUAGAUUUUAAAAAAGGUCCUGAAUUGUCUGCGCUUCAGUCCACUGGAUUGAGAUCAUUGGGUGAUAACUGAGCUGUAUUUGCAACACUCACAAAAGUGUUGUGUGUUUGAUCACACAGAAUAAUGUAGGUCUGUCAGUGUCCCUUUAUCUGUGUUGUGUGUAAGUGGGAAUUUGAAAUGUGCUGCAACAUUUUCAUGUGCUUAGUUUGUUCAUCAGUGUGUUUCAUGACCCUGACAUGUUUGUGUUUAAAGCACAAAAUAAUCCAGGUUUUUGACAUGAAUGUGAAACUUAAAGAGGAAUUAAUUUAGUUUAAAAGAAAUGCUCCUGACGAGGUGAUGUCCUGCCAGUUUAAAAUAACUGGAGAAAUAUGUCAAGCGACUACAAAGGCCUCACAGGUGCAUUUAAUAUGGAAAAUGUCAAAUUGUUCUGCUGUUGGUCUGUUGCUAAACUAUCCCAACAAAUAUAAAAGCACUAAUUAUACAUCUUGAACCGUGCUCAGGUUGUUCAAAUUUGAUGUCUGAUUCACACAGUAUGUGGUCCAUGUUUAGUCGUUUGUGUCCUGACUUGAAGAACCAAAAGCAUUAAGUUUGGAUUCCCAAAAUGUGUCUGCUUCUGUGAUUUAUGGUGUUUAGUUUUUUGUUAGGAAAAAAAGUUCACUUGACAGAUUAGGAAAGUUUCAGGAAUGUGCUGCCACGGUCGUCAUUCAUAACCAGGCUCAGAAAAAGGAUACUUUAUUUUUCUUUCUGAGGUUUAUUCAGAAUAGUUUAAAACCACCUUCAUUAACUGCAUAGUGGUUACUCAUGGGUUACUUUCACAUUCAGUGUAUCCAAAUCGCUGCUGCUGCUGCUGCUGCUGUUCAUUUAAACAGGUAUAGGUAUACACACACACAUAUAUAUAUAUUAUAUAUAAUAUAUAUAAAAUUGCACACUUGCCUCUUGCUCAAAAAUGUAUCCUAGCUUACGUUCUUGUACAUUUUUGAGGACAACUGAAUAUGCAAUAGAAACGACAGAUAAUCUAUCACCAUCACAUAAGAUGUGGUUCCUUUUUUUUUUUUUCCGUUCCAGUAUAAGCUAUUUGCAUACAGGAGAUUCACAUUUAACUUUAUCUCUGCAGGCCAGAUUUUCAGGAAAAGAUACACUUAGUCAGUAAUAGUCUACCAAGACUGCACAAAAAAAGCCUAUUUUUUUGUUUGACUACAAGGUGACCAAAGCAAGUACAGACAAAUUCAACGUAUGUCAGUGUAAACUAAGUAGCUCCUACAAGACAAAUGUACAGUUCGUUUGUUUUGGUUUCGUUGUUUGGUUUUUUAAACACUUUUUUUCAAAUUGUGUAAUACUGUGAAUAGGAUAAGAGUCAGUCUUUUUCACACACGACCUGUUUGUGAAAGUAAUCAACCAGCUUGAAUCUAAAAAGAUUUGCACUACCCAAAUAUUGUUUGAAAAUCUAUUUUGUAUAAAACAUAUGCAGACAUUAACUUUUGAGAAUUAUCAAGGGCAGAUCAUAUUUCACUGGUAUACGCUUUCUCAAAAAAAAAACAUUAGUUUUGCUCAAAUUUUUUUGAAUAUGUACAUAUAAUCCAUUGUAAAGAAAAUGUGGUGUAUUUGUCUCCAAAUAAUAGUUUUUCUAUACCCACCCUCUGUAUUAUUUCUCCUCUGUAGUGUGACUCCUGUUGAUCUUAUUCUCUAUUGAUUAAAGGUCGCACUGUAUGUCUUUGUGUGGUACUUCUCAAAACAAGGAACUGUAUGCUCAUGUUUGCCUUGGUAGUAACUCGAUUAUUCUGAACAAUGGAAACGGAAAGCUCGUGUGAGACACUUUUCAUGAUCACACCAAGCACUUGUUCAUCAAAUAAAUGCGCUUUUCCAUUCUGA